AAACAAAAGAUCCUAAGCCCAAGCCCAAGCCGGCUGCAAUACAGGACAGCGACACAGCAUCUUUUCUCAUUCGCGAUGAGCUGAAGGUACGGGUACUGGUAGUCCUGCAUUGGUCUGAUUGCGCGAGCGGCCAACAGGAAGCACGGCACGGGAAAGCAGAGUCUGGCUUUGGCUGCUGGAAGAACACAAACAACGGGAGAUUAUUGGAGAUACGAUACAACCGCCAUCAUGAAGAUCCAAAUCAAGACACUGGCAGGAACCAUUCUCGAUUUGGAGGUGUCUCCAUCAGACUCCAUUGCGAAUGUAAAGGAGAAAAUCAGAGAAGCAUGGGGUGCCCCACCAGAGCAGCAGAAUCUUCGAUACAAUGAGGUGCUACUAGAAGAAGAAUUGACAGACGACCAGAAUAAUCAGCAAUCUGCAGUGACCUUGGCUGACUACGACAUCGCUGAUGGAGCCACAUUGAACCUAAUCCUUCGCGUGAGGGCAAGAACUAAAAGACCCGAAACGAAAAUCCCACCUCCUCCAAAACAAGUGACGGAUCCUCCGGGAGUUCAUUAUUCGUCUACGUUUCUGGUGCCAGACGACGACGACGAAGAAGAAGAAAAGGUGUCGGUUGAUCAGGAGCCUGGUCGCGCAACGGCAGCCACAGCGGGUCCUGUUGUUCCGCCCAGCAGUCAUGUUUCUCUCCCCACGGGUGGAGCAGUGUGGACGCCGACUAUGAUUGAUCUCAAAACAGAAGGAGUAGGAGUCUGUGAUGAACCACUUCCAAUUCCUGCUCCCAGGCCACAAUCUCCACAACAAUACGUAGCUGAGGCUCUCCUUGCGCCUGCUACUCUUGUUCACGACGAAGGCCCAAACAUGGAAACAAUAGAGUAUGAGGCGUACGGUGCGCCACCUGGCAGACGCCUUUGUCUUCUUCUUUGCUUCGGCUGUUUAAUCCUGAUCGGUGUUGGUGUGGCGGCUGCCGUUGUCGUUGGAACUGAUAGUGCAGGCGAACCUGUUGCGAUAGAUAUCCCACCAACUGCAGCGCCGACUGGACCAAGAUUCAGCGAAUUUACAUUUGCUCCAACUGCCUAUCCCAGUUUUGAUACUGCCGCUGAUGACGGAUUCUUGGGAUUUGACGAUGCUUUUCCAAUCGAAACAAGUCAAGCACCUUCUGGGGCCCCGACUCUUUCGCAAGCUCCCAGCAAUGUACCUUCUGGGGUCCCAACUCUAUCACAAGCGCCCAGUGUCAUGCCAUCUGCGACUCCAACGUUGUCGCCCUCGCCAGUGGAACAGCUGAUUGGUUGGCCAAUAGCGCUCAUGGUUGGGGCUGUGAUGCUUCUCGGAUUUGCAUCCAUCUGGUUCUAUAGGCGCCGGGGUGGGAAAGAUUCCGCAGGAGUCGAUUCCGGCGGUGACCUACAGCAAAAAGUUGACGAUUCCAAAGCGGGUUCUUCUUCCACACCCGACGACGUGGAAGAAGGCAUCACUGCACCACCAGAGACCCAAGAGAAUCUCCUUCCUCCGAUGCCGCUUCCCAAACUAGAUGAACAGUCUCCUGUCAUUGAUGAUGAAGGAAAUGAUGGCGCAGUCAUACGGGAGAAUCAGUCAAAAGAGUUGCUCGGUGUGAGCGUAGCUUGGCUCAAGCACGGUUUGCUGAACGAAGUUCGUGAUGCAGGUUUAGACGAAAGUGCAACAAUCUAUGACCUGGAAAGCUUGAAUGAAGGGGGGCGAUCCAUCAUCCGGGCAAAGGGGCAAAAUGUGGUCUGUCCAUUGGAUGGUAGAAUGGGUGCAGCUUAUGUCCACGCGCUGGAUAGCCAGCAUGUUGGUCCCGCAACCCGAAUGCUCAGCUAUUCUUGGUCCUACGCGAUAGGGGAUAUUGUGGACACUCUGAUGGACUACUGUCUGGCUCAGAAUCUGAAUCCCAAGCACACGUUUGUCUGGCUUUGCUGUCUAUGUUGCAAUCAGCACCGUGUUGCAGAGAACAUCAAGCUGGGCAUGGAGGUUCCAUUCCAUGUCUUCAGAGACAUCUUUCACAGCAGAGUCAUUGGCAUUGGUCACCUGCUCGCAAUGAUGAGCCCUUGGCAUGAACCCAGGUAUCUUUCUAGGGUCUGGUGUAUCUAUGAGAUGUUCAUAGCCUCAUUCCAGAAUAGCGGUGUGAGAGUAUCCAUAGUAAUGCCACCGAGAGAGAAACAAGAUAUGGCAAGGACCAUUGGCUUGAAGGGGGGCGAGGGAUUGGAUCAGCUGUAUCGAACCCUGGGAAGAACAAAAGUUGAAAAUGCUGAGGCAUCACAAGUGGAAGAUAAAACCAAUAUUUUGAAGAUGGUUGAAGCAGGACCUGGCUUUCGAACUCUCAAUGUAAGGGUGAAUGAUUUGCUGAGGCAGUGGGUGACGGAUUCAACUCUGGCGGUGGUAAACACGCUAAUGGACAUGCGCCAGAAAUCAACAUUCCAGGAGGAACCAGGAGUGGGAUUUAGGAGUCGUGAACUGGUCAUUAUGGACACAACAGCAGAUUCAAGCAUCGCAGCUACCCGUGCUUUCACAGACCAACCGACAACAAGUCUUCUUCAAGCACAGGACGGAAGCUUCCGGUGGGAUCAGGCAAUAUCACCGGAAGAUUUCAACCUGUCGGAUAGUGAGUUUGCUGACUUCCUUUCAAACAUGGGGGUGCUCUUCCAGAAAAAUGGCGAGCACAAGCUAGCCCUCCACUACCAGAACAUGGCCCUGAAAACCUACACAUCAAUUGGUGCCAGCCAUGGUGAAGCAGCUGCGUACUCCAACAUUGGGACAGUGCUGCACAAGCAAGGGGACUUGGAAGGGGCACUGAGGAAUCACCAAAAAUCGCUGACUCUAAGAGAAUCUUCAGCUGCAGAUACACAUGAAGGAACCACAACCCGCCAGAGGGCAGCAUCACUCAACAAUAUUGCAUCAGUGCUUCUUGAACAAGGCGACUUUGUUGGGGCCCUAGACAAGUGUCACAAUGCCUUGGCCAUUCUAGAGAAGCAAGAGUGCCCUGAAGCAGCAACAUCACAGAUGGUAGAAGGUUUGGUGCAAUUCAAACAAGGCAAUCACAAGCAAGCCCUUGAGCUCUCUCAGAAUGCACUAAAAUCCCGUGAGGCAAUCCUAGGGAUGUAUCACCCAGAAACAGCUGAGUCAUAUCACCAGAUUGGUCACAUGCUGCAUCAAAUGAAUGAGAGCAGUGACCUUGCAAUAGAAUUCUUCCAACAGGCUCUUGCAAUUCGUGAGUCUGUCCUGGGUUCAGACCACCCAGACACAAAUGAAUCCCGGGAAAGAGCUGAUGAGAUUUCAUGGGCACUGGAAGCUGAAGAUUUUGAAACCAACAUGGUGAAUUCUGAGAUGAGUCCUCUGGUGGUGCGGGCUCAUUGACAUGAAUACUGGAGGGGUCCAGCUUGAGGCCCAUUGGGGCUAUUCGUGCAAAGCAGAAGAAAGCCAUCACUCCUCCGAGUACAGACAGAAUCCAACACCUGGGUGUUCCUGCUGGAUUAGCAUUGUACUGUCACGUUGAUUUCAUGAUGACUCUUUGUCUGUGGUGUAGCCAACCUGCACAAAUUCUUGGGAGACAAACAUGAAACUAAUAAUGAGGUCAAACCAAGCUGAAUUCCUCAUCAGUACCACGGAACCUUCGCUGUCGAGAAUGUAUACCAGCGAUGAGGGUGUCAUGUACCAGCUGGCUAGAUCAGCAGCUGUACAACAGUGCUACGGACGUCAUUACAACAAUGCAUUAUGAAGCAGUAUAAAACAAUAUAAAACAACAUCAAGAGUGAUAUCAAGAGU
Messenger RNA from Seminavis robusta, 3774 nucleotides. The record is from the annotation of a GenBank genome assembly. Lineage: Eukaryota; Bacillariophyta; Bacillariophyceae; Naviculales; Naviculaceae.